Messenger RNA from Nilaparvata lugens (brown planthopper), 763 nucleotides. Its product is annotated as EEF1A lysine methyltransferase 1-like. NCBI's taxonomy places the organism in Eukaryota, Metazoa, Arthropoda, Insecta, Hemiptera, Delphacidae. Gene Ontology annotation, molecular function: protein-lysine N-methyltransferase activity; nucleic acid binding. Gene Ontology annotation, biological process: methylation. The record is from RefSeq and is a predicted model, not a curated record.
AAAUCCCAGAACGAACCCAUUGACAACCCAACGUGCUUGCUUUUUCGAUACCAUAAUAAAUAUGUAAUAUGUUAAACGUUUCAAGUUAUUCAUCUAAAAUACUGGAUUGGAUUCUAAAUGGGCAUUAUUUUGUAUAAUAAUUAUUGCUUAAAAAAUAGAUUCUAAUUUUUACAAACUACAACAUAAAAACGACUGACAACAUUCAACUAACUUUUUGGAGGUUAGAAUGAUGGCUCCAUCAAAUGGUGAAGACGAUCAACUAUCAGGUGACGAUGAGCCACAGUUAUCGACUGAAACACUUCUUGCGCUGCAAGAAUUCUAUGCAGAACAACAAGAACGAGAAAAACGCUUACAGAACCAAAUCGAAGAAAAUGGCUCUAAUGCUGCGAAUAUCUCCAACUUUGAUGAGAAUUGGCAACUGAGUCAGUUUUGGUACGAUGAAGAAACAGCCAAUACGCUGGCCAAUGAAGCGUGCAGGGCUGCUGGCAGCAAUGCAUCAAUUGCGCUCGUCUCAUGUCCCACUUUGUACUCUUUGGUCAAGAACAGCAAAAGUAGAAAUCAGACAACUUCAGUCAGCUUACUGGAAUACGAUCGACGAUUUGCUGCUUAUGGGACAGAUUACAUAUUCUAUGACUACCAGUCUCCAUUAGAUUUGCCCAAACAAUUGGAGCACCAAUUUGAUGUAGUGAUUGCUGAUCCUCCCUUCCUAUCUGAAGAGUUACAGAAGACGGCUCAAACAGUGCGAUUCUUAUCAAAGGAACAA